UUGGUAGAAAAAGAGGAAAACGAAAAGCCACUGCGGAGAAGUAUGUAGGUGCUCACACACGCACACAUACACACGCGCGCGCACACUCACACACACACGCGCGCACACACGCACACCUAGCGAUAUGAGCGUUUUCCUGGCGUUUGGCGUCAUUCGCAUGAUGAACUGGCACCAGCUACCCAGGCUAUUGUGAAUGUUUAUGGGAAGGUGUUGGCAGGAGGACACUACACCUGCUGGAGAGUGCUCUUGGCAAAGGUGGUAAAGAGUGAGCGCUUCUCAACACAGCAGCACCUCUUUAUGUCUUGAUGCCAUGGAGACUGGCGAACCAUCAUUCCCCAUCACUGAACUCCCCGCUGUGGAGUCUGCACACAUCAGCCCCAAGAAGGAUCUAUGAAACCUGCAUGGAUUUAUGAGAUGUUUUCUUAUUCCCUUCUGACUUUUCUAUGAUGAUAUGAGACGACGGCUAGCGGACAUUUCCCCUGCAUCCUGGGCAUCCCGAACGGACUGAGAACUCAUCCGCAACAGGACUCAGCCUUCACAGAGUUGUCCAGAUCGUAGUUGGGGUUGUGGUCACUGGGUCCGGCUCUGUUAAGUGAGAAAAUGAGCGCAAGCGGAUCUGAAGUCCUGAGCGCGGGGAGAUUUGAGCUCUGCAGGUGGCCUGUGAGCGCAUGUGCUCUGGAAACCGACCUUCCGUCUGAUGUUUCAUAAGAAGGGUGAAGAUGCCUUUUCACCAUGUGCGAGCAGGGCUGCUGUACACAGACAACUUCCUGACACACUCGCUGUCUGAGAUCAGUGAGGAACAGUUAGCUCACAUCUCCACCGAAGAGCUCGAUGAGAUUCGGGAGGCAUUCCAGGUACUGGACAGGGACGGGAACGGCUUCAUCUCAAAACAGGAGCUGGGUGUGGCCAUGCGCUCCCUGGGCUACAUGCCCAGCGAGGUCGAGCUAGCCAUCAUUAUGCAACGUCUGGACAUGGAUGGUGAUGGACAGGUGGAUUUUGACGAGUUUGUGACAAUACUUGGACCUAAGCUCCUCUCAUCUGACACCAGAGAAGGCUUCCUCGGCAGCACUAUAGACAGCAUCUUCUGGCAGUUUGACAUGCAGCAGAUGUCUCUGGAGGAGCUGAAACAAGUCCUGUUCCAUGCCUUUCGGGACCACCUGACAAUGAAGGACAUUGAAAACAUCAUAGUGAAUGAGGAGGAGAGCAUGAAGGACAACUCAGGAAACUGCCAGACUGAAUUUGAGGGAGUGCAUUCUAAAGGGAAGAAUCGGCAAACGUGUGUCCGCAAGAGCCUCAUCUGUGCAUUCGCGAUGGCCUUCAUCAUCAGCGUCAUGCUUAUUGCGGCCAACCAGAUGUUGCGUAAGGGUAUGGACUAGCUCCGUCCACUGUGACCCCUGAGUGAUAUUACCUCUGCUCCACUUAUCUAGCCAAACAAAACAUGACAACAAGAACUAAAUCUGUAGUUGACAUUUAUUGCUCUGUAUCUGGGCUUGCAGUGAGCAAGCAUCCCACUGUGCUAAAGACACCAGCCCACUCCUCUCUGAAUUUAAUGCACUCUAAAGACUUCUAUGCAUCCAGCUUUAAAGCAUAUAACAAAGUACUUCUUUCUCAGAAGAACUGGAGCCAACACAUGGAAGUCACAAACGGACAGGAUAAAACACUAAUAACAGUUGUUUACCCUCCCUUUAUCUCUCUGACAGGAAGACACAAGGGCUCUGUGGUGCCCCAUAAUGCAAUAAGAUUUUGGCCCCUUCUUGUAUUUGUACGUGUUUCUCUCUCAUCUUCUCAUCAACUCCAGACUCCAUCUGAAAUUGGAGUCGUGAGGAGGACGCCACUUCACCAAUAUCUCCCAUCAAGGUCACUUCAUUGUCUGUAUUUGAGCAUGUGCAUGUAAACUUGCUUCAGUCUUAUAAACAGCAUUAGAUUUUGCUAUUGAGAGACCAUUUCCUGAUUAAAAAUGGAGUCACACAAGCUGUAGCAAAGCACAGUGAUUGAAGGAUGAUACCAUAUUUUCCAGACAAUACGUUAUUAUUGAGAAAAAGGUACAUCUAAUGAGUAAAGUGUGGGAUUCAAAUAUAUAUUUGGUUUUAUUUGGUUUAGUAUUUGGUGUUCAAGUUAACACCAACACCAAGUAUUCUAUUUGAAUUUAAUUCUUUGCAGCUUAGUUGUUAGUUGCAUUUAAAUCCCCAAAAGCACCAACAGUUCAACAGGAAACUUUCUGUCCGACAAAAUGUUUUUGUACAAUCAUGCUGAUUCAUAUAUGAAGAAACAUGUUUGACAGACAGGCAGAAAUGCCUCCUUAUCCUGACCGGUUGGAUGUUAGUGGUCCACAUACAUGAUGGAUGUUAGUGGCCCAUAUACAUUUGAUUGUCUUGAUUUAUAAAUCCCUGAGCCCAUUUUUAAUGCACAACAUCCAGCUGACUGAUAGAGGGCAUUUUAGAGUCUGGAAAAUAUGGUAAAUAUUUUAGUAAAACACCAAAUUCCAAUACAGGUAGAUGGACUGUGUGUAGCUAAAAUAAAAUGAACAGCUAUGUUAGUAAUUGCUAGUCAUGCUUGGAACAACUUAAAGACAUAUCAGGGUUAAAGUCAUUCUCACUGAUUAAAACUAUGUAUGAGGUCUUUUAAAGGACUGAUCAACAUUUUGUCUGAUUACUAGUACAGCGAUUCACUUCUGCAGAAGUGACUAUGACAGGUUUUUUGGACUUUUUUGGUCCAUUUUUGAUUACUUAUUCAGUUCAGACUCAGGCACAGUGACUGAAACAUUGAAGUGUAUCUGAAAACUGGUCUGUCUCUUAACCUUGUCUUUUUAUCCCCUGUUCCUGUACGUAACCCUUUCUCUGUAGUACAAAUACUAUAACUGUUUUAAAUAUAUUUAAAUGUGUCAAUAUUCCUGUUGCCUGUCCACUCUGUUUGUGUGUUUUAGUGUAGCAAUGUUAUGUUUUCUCAUAUAGCACUGCAUGCAUGUCUGUGUAUAUAAUGUAUAGUGUCUGUUAGAUGCAUACCUGAAUGUUUAGUCCAUGCAUGUCAGAACCUGUUUCUACACAUAUGUGUAAAGCACUGAGUUAAAUGUUUUUCUUUCUUUCUUGGAAGCAGUCAGUUGUCUUCCUGUCAUCUCUAGAAAAGAAUUGAUGUGAUAAUUGAAUGAAAUGGUCCAUUAAAUGCCAUUUGGGCAAGGAAUAAAACACAGCAAGGCAUGCUGGUAUAAGAAAAUAAUCAAUGGUGGGGUUGAUUAUAUUGAGCUAUUUAUUUUCCAAUAACAGCAUGCUCUGUGAUAUCUUAUACCGCUUAUGCCACAGCAGUUUGCAAAAAUAUUCCAAAUUUAUUUUGUAACAGACAAUACACAAAUUAGUUUCUGUUAUUCCCUCCCUCACAAACCUCUCUGUUUCUAUAAGUUAAUAAAACUACUGCAAAUUGUCCCCACAAGCACUCCCUCCUUUUGGAAAACGUACAGAAAACUUAUUGCUUUACCUCUGACUGUUAGAAAAGUGCUGACCCUGGAGACUCCUUCCAAAAAUGUUAAAUAAACGUCUCCUCACACACUCUUCAUCUGUUUAUGUGGACUGUCUGCCUUGCAAGUCCCUGUGUAAAUUGUUACUAUGGAAACAAUAAAGUGAUAGAAAGGAGUGUGUUAAUAUAAACCUGUGACUUGGCUUGUGGCCGACAAGCUGACAGUAUAGUCAGAGCUGCUGUUAGAGAAUACGUAUAAAUUAGAUCAGAGGUAGGAAAAUUUAAUGGAGCUGUGGUAUAAGCUUAAAAUAAUAACUGUAAUGUAAAAAAAAAAGUCGGUACUGAAUGUCCAAGACAGGGCUGCAAAGAGUGAGAAUCCAGCUAGAGUGAUGAAGCAAUGGCAAAAAGAAUAGGGGAAAUUGCCAUGCCGCAUGUGCUUAUCUUUUAUUAGUAGCAUUCAGAUUUUAUAGAAAUGUUCCAGUUCCAGUGAACAAGGUGUGGCCUCUGUGCUGUCAGUUCCUAGGAAGGAAACCAGGCUAUCCAAGUGUUUGUACAAUUCUGAACCACAAUUCUGAACCAUGUGUCAUAUCAGUUGUAUAGUAUAAUUCUAAUUCUAAAUUGUAUUAUUUGGAUUUUUUCUUCAGAUCUUUCCAAGAUUUGAUUGUUAAUGUGUAGUGGUUCUGAGAAAAGCUGCACUCUUCUGUUAAAUGAAUACGGUGUCAGUGGCUCCAUCUAGUGAGCCCUGUGAAUCAGUCUGUGGUUUUCUUUCUUUCUUCCUUCCUUUCUUUUUUUCUUUCUUUCUUUCUUUCUUUCUUUCUUUCUUUCUUUCUUUCUUUCUUUCUUUCUUUCUUUCUUUCUUUCUUUCUCUCUCUCUUUCUUUCUUAAGGAGAAAGCAAAUAUUUAUUGUGUUUGUAUAUAGUCCAUUUAAAAUGACCUACAUUUAAAAAAGCUAUGAAAAACCCCAAAAUAUAUAUUUUUCAUUUUAAUUGAUUCUAUCAUUCCCAGAUAAAAAUGUAACUGUAAAAUGUAUGCAAUGUUCUGUCUAUCUAAAAACGCUAAUAAUGAGGUGUCUGCUUUUGUUGUGUGCCAUUCAUGUCGAUGCCAUGUAGUGGACUGAAAGUGCCAAAACUCCAGGUGCAAUAGUUUGUUUAUGCCCCAGUCAUUCAGUUUAACCCUGACAAUGCAGUUACAGACACUCAAUAAAAGACUAGUUUUGGCUGUUUUUUUAUUAUUUUGUUUUGUUUUGUAUUUUGUUUUUGACUGUAUAUGUUUUAGAAAUAUUUACUACACUUUAUUACAGUUUUUAUUUUGCGUGUAAAUUAUUUGUUUUUGUUUCCAAGGUUUUUAUUAUGCUUUCUGGAAUUUUUUAUCUGGUUAAGGGGACAGUGGGCUCUUGAAUUUAGUUUGCUCUCAAUCCAGAAUCCUCUCUUUUAGCAUGCCAAGUGAAAUGUUCGGAAGAAAUUUGUAUUACGUAUUUAUUCUUAUGUAUAUGAUGCAUUUUAUUUUUAAGAAGCGCAAAAGGGAUUGUGGAUAUGCAUAAUGGUGUACACUUUGCAUGCAGACUAUGGAUUGACAGUAAAAUUAUAGCAAUAUGAUUUUUAAAUGAGAAAAACAAAUCUUGUAAGAAAAUAUGAACGGAUCAUUUGUAUAUUGAAUAAAUGACAUAUACAGUGAAUGUGAAAAUAAAC
Molecule: messenger RNA, 5135 nt
Organism: Tachysurus fulvidraco (yellow catfish)
Lineage: Eukaryota; Metazoa; Chordata; Actinopteri; Siluriformes; Bagridae
Gene: caln2
Product: calneuron 2
Exons: 7
Coding region: 720-1376 (218 amino acids)
Molecular function (GO): calcium ion binding
Source: RefSeq, a predicted model, not a curated record